Molecule: messenger RNA, 505 nt
Organism: Neoarius graeffei (lesser salmon catfish)
Lineage: Eukaryota; Metazoa; Chordata; Actinopteri; Siluriformes; Ariidae
Gene: hbaa2
Product: hemoglobin, alpha adult 2
Exons: 3
Coding region: 23-454 (143 amino acids)
Biological process (GO): hydrogen peroxide catabolic process; oxygen transport
Cellular component (GO): haptoglobin-hemoglobin complex; blood microparticle; hemoglobin complex
Molecular function (GO): heme binding; haptoglobin binding; organic acid binding
Source: RefSeq, a predicted model, not a curated record
UAAAAAGCCUGAAAAGACCAAAAUGAGUCUGACAGAUAUAGAUAAAUCCCUGGUCAGGGCUUUCUGGGGUAAAGUUUCCGGAAAGGCUGACGCGAUUGGCCAUGACGCUCUGGUUAGAAUGCUUCUUGUCUACCCUCAGACCAGAAUUUAUUUUGCUCAUUGGCCUGACCUGUCUCACGGCUCUGAGUCAAUAAAAGAACAUGGCAAAACCGUGAUGGGCGCACUGAACGAUGCUGUGGAGAAGAUCGAUGACCUUGUUGGUGGCCUGAGUGCCCUAAGUGAUUUGCACGCUUACAAGUUGCGCGUGGAUCCAGGAAAUUUCAAGAUUUUAUCUCACAACCUCCUCGUAGCCCUUGCCAUCAAUUUUCCUGCUGAUUUCACUCCAGAAGUGCAUAUUGCUUUGGACAAGUUCCUCGCCGCCGUGUCUGCAGCACUUGCUGUGAAAUACAGAUGAAUAAGAAGAUAUUCUUGUUUUCAAAUCACCAUAUGAAUAAAUUGCAAAUGA